CUUUGACAGCUAUGAGGAAGUUGAGUUACUUCUCUUUGUGUAGACUAACUGACGAGAUAUUGUUUAUUUUUGAAGGAGAUGAAUGUCGCACACAAUGCACAAGACAUUUCUUGUUUCACAGAGUUGCCAAACAGUAGAUAAUUACGUAUCUAAAAAGGACACUGGGCAAACAUGCAGUUCACAACCAUUUCUCAAACCAAAAUUAAGCUUACAUAAGGUGCUUACUCUACUUGACCAUGUGUUAAAGAAGUACAAAUGCUUCCAGUUGAAAGAUGUAUCCUCUUUGGAUGAGUCCAAAGUUAUCCUUGCAGGGCUCGCUACUGAUCUGAAUGGAGUGAGAAAGGUCACACAGUCUGAAAUGAAAGGCAACAUUGCUGGGGAAAUCCAGAACUCAGAAUGGCAGUCCCUUGCUAAAUCAAAAGUUAAGAUCACACUGGACCCAAAGACGGCGAACCCCAUCCUCAGAUUAUCUGAUGACCGUAAACGAGUGAGGUCGUUCAACUUUGAGGAGAGCAAAGAAAACCAACAUGCAUGGUCUCAGAGAACUCCUCAUAAGUAUGACGGCUGGUUUUGCAUCCAGGGAGCAGAGAGUUUCAGUUCAGGUCAGCACUACUGGGAGGUAGAUGUAAGGAGGAUCUGUGAUUGGAGGAUAGGUGUAGUGAAGGAAUCGGCCCCCAAACAUGGCUUUGCCAAGCUCACCACGUCCACGGGCUACUGGACACUCCGUCUACAGCUAGGCAGUCUUGUUGCCCUUACCGACCCCGUCACCAAGUUAAACCAAUCAAGCCCCACCAGAGUAGGAGUUUACCUGGACAUGGAGGGCAAACAGGUCAGGUUCUUUGAUGUACAGAAGAAGAAAAGGCGACACAUUUACACAUUCCAUGCUGAUUUCGGUAACUCUGAGAAGAUUUACCCAGUGUUUGGAACAGUGGACACAAAGAGAGAGUUGGUCAUUUGUUAGAGGUAGAAAAGGCUUUAGGAGUUAAAAUGGCAGGGUGAUUAUUUUAGUCAUCUAUACUGCCUGUGGCCUCUAUCAGUAAGCAAAUGUAACUCUUACUACUUUUUAAAAUGCUAGUCAAUGUCUGCAGUGUAAUGCUAGUUGAAUCGUUUUGUUUACUCAUGGCAACAGUUGAUAUGGACGGAAAACUGCCGAACCGGCUUUUGAUUGGUGGAAACGCGACGAACUGUACAAAUGUUGGUUCGUGAACGGCGGAAAAGUCUGUCGGCGGAAAAGGCAUACCCACCGUCUCUCAUGCCAAGAUAGCAAGUCCUAGUGAUGGACUGUGCAGCUGUGAUUGCAGGGAGAUGAGGAUGAGGAGUGAUGGGUGAAAAAAGAAAUCAGGUUUAGUAUCGAUAUUACUGUAAUCGUUGGACCGUAUGAUAGUAUCUUUCCUGGGCCGUAUGAUAGAGUUCUUUCCUUGUAAAAAAAUAAAAACAUGUUUCAUUGUACAGUAUGUUCUUCUAUUGUAUGUAAUGGUAUCAUUUUGACUACUUUUAAUAAAGAUUUCAUGUCUUUUUUUUUUAACUAGA
Molecule: messenger RNA, 1530 nt
Organism: Sardina pilchardus (European sardine)
Lineage: Eukaryota; Metazoa; Chordata; Actinopteri; Clupeiformes; Clupeidae
Product: butyrophilin subfamily 3 member A1-like
Exons: 8
Coding region: 83-961 (292 amino acids)
Biological process (GO): protein ubiquitination
Cellular component (GO): cytoplasm
Molecular function (GO): protein binding; ubiquitin protein ligase activity
Source: RefSeq, a predicted model, not a curated record